This is a messenger RNA of Rasamsonia emersonii CBS 393.64, 1020 nucleotides long. Its product is annotated as 3-hydroxyacyl-CoA dehyrogenase. NCBI's taxonomy places the organism in Eukaryota, Fungi, Ascomycota, Eurotiomycetes, Eurotiales, Trichocomaceae. The record is from RefSeq and is a predicted model, not a curated record. The transcript has 2 exons. The coding region runs from base 1 to 1020 and encodes 339 amino acids. Gene Ontology annotation, molecular function: oxidoreductase activity, acting on the CH-OH group of donors, NAD or NADP as acceptor; NAD+ binding. Gene Ontology annotation, biological process: fatty acid metabolic process.
AUGUCGAAUCCUAACCUGCGCAUUGCCGUCAUCGGCUCCGGGACCAUUGGCCUGUCCUUCGCCGCGCUGCAUCUGUCGCAUCCAAGCAACAAUCGUCCUGGGAGAACGGUUCAGGUCGUAAUCUAUGACCCUCGUCCAGACCUGAAGGAGUAUAUUGAGACAACUUUGCCUGGGUAUUUGGAUUCAGACAAUGCAGAGGAACGGGGUGCUUCCGGAAUGACGGUUUCAUCAUUGCUGUCGACCAACCGUCUUAUCAUUGCAUCGUCGCUCUCAUCUGCGGUAGAAUCUGCAGACAUCGUUCAAGAGCAAGGCCCCGAGAAUGUCUCCUUUAAGCAGAAUCUGUGGCCGCAGAUUGAGUCUUCCGCGCCGGAGAGGGCCCUUUUCUGGUCGAGCACGUCAGGGAUCCCGGCGUCAGUGCAAGGGAAGAAUAUGCGAGACCCGUCCCGACUGUUGGUCGUGCAUCCGUUCAAUCCACCACAUAUCAUGCCGCUGUUGGAGAUCGUGCCGCCUGGAGGGAAAAAUGCGGAUUCCUCCUCCGUCUCCGCACAUGUGGCGCGGACAAUCGAGUAUUGGAAGAGCCUGGGCCGGUCGCCUGUUGUGCUGAAAGAGGAAAUCACGGGCUUCGUGGCCAACAGGCUUUCAUUCGCGCUGUUCCGCGAAGCAGUCCAUCUCGUCAACACGGGUGUUGUCACUGCCGAGGAAGUCGAUCGCGUCGUGGAGGAGAGCAUGGGGCCCAGAUGGGCCGUGAAAGGGCCGUUUUGGAGCUAUCAUGCCGGCGGAGGCAAGGAGAAAGGGCUGCGAGGUUUUCUAGAAAAGAUCGGAGACACUGUGCAGGCGUGUUGGGAUGAUUCUGGCAGUCCCAAUCUGCGGAGAAAGCUGGAAGAAGAAUCCCCCUCGUCACAGGGUUGGGAGGACAGCCUGUGCGAGCAGGUGGAGCAGGCAUAUGGCCAGUUGGGCGAUAAGGACUUGAAAGACAGAGACCAGAAGACGAGGAAGGUGUUGGACAUUACAAGAAAGUAG